AUGGUUUCCCUUUUCCUUGACAAGACCCUGAUUAAAAACAACUGGGACAAUGACGAACUGGAACUGGAACGCGAGCUCAUCCGAGCGCUGGAGAAUAAGGUGAUCCUGCUGUAUUUCGGCUCCGGCGAAUGUCCUCAGUGCCAGGAGUUCGUGCCCAUCCUGAAAGAGUUUUUUGUGAGACUCACGGAUGAGUUUUACGUGGAGCGAUCCGCCCAGCUGGUCCUGAUCUACGUGUCUCUGGAUGAGACGGAGGAAAAGCAAGACAAGUUCCUGAAGAAAAUGCCCAAGAGAUGGUUUUUCUUGCCCUUUCUGGAUGAAUUAAAAAAGGAACUGGAAUUAAAAUUUUUGGUGAAGGAGCCGCCAGUGGUGGUGGUCCUGAAGCCAAACGGAGAGGUCAUUGCUGCCAAUGCAGUAGAGGAGAUCAAGGAAAUUGGCCCGGCUUGUUUCCAGAACUGGCAGGAGGUAGCUAACCUGGUGGACAGGAACUUCCGACUGGCAGAGGAUUUCGAGGAACUGCCUUGGAGGAGCAUCACGGAUCCCAUCCGCAGGCUAAAGUACAAGCUGAAGAAGAAGAAGCGGAAAAAGAGGAGCAACCAAGAAGAAGAUGAGGAUGAUGAAGAUAAGGAUACAUCCUCUUGA
This is a messenger RNA of Gekko japonicus, 639 nucleotides long. RefSeq names its product nucleoredoxin-like 1 (gene NXNL1). The record is from RefSeq and is a predicted model, not a curated record. Gene Ontology annotation, biological process: photoreceptor cell maintenance. The transcript is spliced from 2 exons. The coding region runs from base 1 to 639 and encodes 212 amino acids. NCBI's taxonomy places the organism in Eukaryota, Metazoa, Chordata, Lepidosauria, Squamata, Gekkonidae. Gene Ontology annotation, cellular component: mitochondrion.